Molecule: messenger RNA, 378 nt
Organism: Ordospora colligata OC4
Lineage: Eukaryota; Fungi; Microsporidia; Ordosporidae
Exons: 1
Coding region: 1-378 (125 amino acids)
Biological process (GO): mRNA splicing, via spliceosome
Cellular component (GO): spliceosomal complex
Source: RefSeq, a predicted model, not a curated record
AUGGGAACUAAGAGAAUGAACGAUACAGAGAAUAAGCAAAUGAUUGUAAAGCCAGAUCCAUUGAGGGUGGUGUGCAAGCGAAUAUCAAAGCAAAAGAAUAUGGUUAGAGAAGACAAGCGCAUGCUUAUAAAGAAUAAGUCAAAGGUAAAGCUGUUUAAAUGCAUGUCAAUGUGGAAAAAUCCAACUAGCCAGAUAGUUCCAUUACAGACCAGAGUCGUACACGAUAGAUUCAAGACUGUACAUCAAGAGAUCAAUAUUGAGAUGUUUAUGAAUCUCAAGUACUCUUUGGAUCAAAUUGAAGCACAAUAUACAAGUAAUUGCCUAGAUACUCAAGAAGACAUCAACAAUAUAGAUAAAUUUCAUACUAGCAAUAAUUAG